CACUUGAAGAGGGUGCGGGAAGCUGCUGCCGCGGCGCUGCCAUGGAGUUGGUGCAAGAAGCGCGGGAACUGGGCUGCUGGGCGGCGGAAGAGAUGGGGGUGCCCGUGGCAGCCCGGGCCCCGGAGUCAACGCUGCGCAGACUGUGUCUGGGCCAGGGGGCCGACAUCUGGGCCUAUGUCUUGCGGCAUGUGCACAGCCAGAGGACUGUCAAGAAGAUCCGAGGAAACUUACUUUGGUACGGCCACCAGGACAGUCCAGAGGCCCGUCGGAAGUUGGAGCUGGAAGCCACUGUUGCUCGCUUGCGGGCAGAGAUCCAGGAGUUAGACCAGAGCCUGGAGCUGAUGGAGCGAGAGACCGAGGCUCAGGACAUGGCCAUGGAGCAGACCCUGCGGAACAUUCAAGACACUCAGCGUCGUGCUCUCCUCCUCCGGGCCCAAGCUGGGGCCGUGCGAAGACAGCAGCGUGGACUUCAAGAUCCUGCGCAGCGGCUGCAGAAUCAGUUGAAGCGCCUGCAGGACAUAGAGGGGAAGGCCAAAGUAGAUAUAACUUUUGGACCCUUGUCAUCAGCAGCCCUGGGACUGGAGCCUGUGGUCCUGGGUGAUGUCCGAACAGCCUGUACCCUCCGGACCCAGUUUUUGCAGAAUCUCCUGGCUCCUCAGGCCAAGGGAGGCAUCAUCCUAACCCCUCGAGAUGAUCACUUUGGAGCUUCCUACCAGCAGUGGCUUAGCUCAGUGGAGACACUACUGACAAACCAUCCUCCGGGCCACAUCCUGGCCUCCUUGGAGCAUCUGGCUGAAGAGCGGGAGGCAGAGAUUCGGUCCCUGUGCAGUCCAGAUGGGCUCCAAGAUACAGAGAUAACCAGGUCCCAGGCGCCAGACCAGCCAGGCUCCAGCCAGGCCCUGCCGUCCAUGGUGCAUCUCACCCAGGAGGGUUGGCGGGACGUGGGUGUGCUGGUGGCCCAGCGGGGGCCCCUGCUGAAGGAGCAUCAGAUCCUGACCCAGCGCCUCCAAGCCCUGACAGAGGAGGUGGAGAGAUGUACCCUGGAAUCCAGCGAGAGGCAGGCACUGGUGCUGGGACUCCGAAGCUGUGGCCUAUGGGCCGAGCUGAAGGCCCUGCGUGCCCAGAGCCAGGAGCUGGAGGAGACGGCCGGGCGCCGGCAGCUUCUGCUACAGGAGCUACAGGCCAAACAGCAACGGAUCCUGCACUGGCGCCGGCUGGUGGAGGAGACACAGGAACAGAUCUGCCUGCUCAUCAAAGGCAACUCAGCCAGCAAGACGCGCCUAUGCCGGAGCCCUGCAGAGGUGCUGGCUCUGGUUCAGCGAAAAGUCGUCCCCACAUCUGAGGCAGUGGCACCACAGUCCCAGGAGCUGCUUCAUUGUCUGGAGGAGGAGGCCCGGCAUCUCCCCCACCUUCUGCUGGACACCUUGCUUCGGCACAGCCCUGGAGGGUUACAGCCCCUGCCCACGGUCCUGCCAUCCAUCCACCAGCUGCAUCCUACGUGCCCGAGGGGCUCCAACAAAAAGAUCACAGUCACACCAGAGACGCACAGCGCUUACAGUAUGCUGUGCAUCGUUCAGUGCCCUGUUUGCAUGAGGACCCGAGAGGAGGGAGAGGUGAGAUCCACACGAGGUUCCUGGAGACUUGGUGACCCAUUGGCGGCGAGACCCCAGGAACCAGAGACUCAGCACUGCCUCCUGGGUUUCUCACCUGCAGAGCUGCUGCAGGUCCGGGCAGCUCGGGAAAAGGAGCAGAAAGAGAACCUGGGGCAGGCCCUGAAGCAGCUGGAGAACCUGCUGAAACAGGCGCUGGAGCGAAUCCCCGAGCUACAGGGCAUUGUUGGGGACUGGUGGGAGCAGCCAGGCCAAGCCGCCCUCUCCGGGGAGCUCUGCCAGGGCCUGUCCCUGCCCCAGUGGCGGCUGCGCUGGGUCCAGGCCCAAGGUGCCCUGCAGCAACUGUGCAGAUGAAAAGUGGGCUCAAACAGAACUCAAGAGCUUUCCGUUUGUUCGCCCCACCAAAGACCUUUGGAAGAGCAUCGCCCAGAUGUGUCAACCCACCUUCUCUACCCCCUCGCAGCCUGUUCUGUCCCUCUCGGUUGCCUUGCACCUGUCCUUUCAUCCCAUCAAAGCCGAGGCAGUGGGCUAUGCUGGACCCCACCUCCCUGAAUCUCCGCUCAUCACCUUCACUCUUAGCAAAAUGUCAUUGAGCACCUGCCCUAAACACUGAGGAUCCAGCACUGAACAAACUGGACAAAAGUCCCAGACUUUUCCUAGGACAGGGAAAUGGAGCCCUGACAAGUUAAGUGAGUAAAAUAUCUAGUAUGCUGGGAGGUAGCUGCUCUGGAGAAAAAUAAAGCUGUAAGAGGUGCCACUCUGGA
Molecule: messenger RNA, 2374 nt
Organism: Suricata suricatta (meerkat)
Lineage: Eukaryota; Metazoa; Chordata; Mammalia; Carnivora; Herpestidae
Gene: HAUS5
Product: HAUS augmin like complex subunit 5
Exons: 19
Coding region: 42-1964 (640 amino acids)
Biological process (GO): centrosome cycle; spindle assembly
Cellular component (GO): HAUS complex; centrosome
Source: RefSeq, a predicted model, not a curated record